Penicillium verhagenii is the source of this 813-nucleotide messenger RNA. RefSeq names its product SDR family NAD(P)-dependent oxidoreductase. The transcript has 4 exons. Lineage: Eukaryota; Fungi; Ascomycota; Eurotiomycetes; Eurotiales; Aspergillaceae. The record is from RefSeq and is a predicted model, not a curated record. Gene Ontology annotation, molecular function: oxidoreductase activity, acting on the CH-OH group of donors, NAD or NADP as acceptor. Bases 1 to 813 code for a protein of 270 amino acids.
AUGCCGAACCGCCUUCAGGACAAAGUGGCUAUCGUCACCGGCUCUUCUUCCGGAAUUGGUCGUGCCAUCUGCCUCUUGUAUGCCCGUGAAGGAGCGAAAGUGACCUGCGCAGAUCUCACUCCCUCGGCACGACAGGAUAUUGCGGAAGAAGGGGAGGCUGAGACACAUGCCCUGAUUCAAAAAGAAGGCGGACAUGCCAUAUUUGUUAAGACCGAUGUUGGUGAAGCUAGUGAGAUGGAAGCGCUUGUCCAAGCUGCGACGAAAGAAUUUGGAAGAGUAGACAUAUUGGUCAACAAUGCUGGCGUGGCUUUGGAGGCCCGCCGUCCCUUGACCCCAUGCCACGAGACGGACGAGGAAGUGUGGGACAUCACGAUGAGAGUUAAUGCAAAAUCCUGUUUCCUCGGAUCUAAAUUUGCCAUCAGGCAGAUGCUUGCUCAAGAGCCUCAUUCGUCUGGAGACAGAGGGUGGAUCAUCAACAUGGCUUCUGUCAUGGGGAUCGUUGCAUCAAAUGCGAGUCCAUCUUAUUGUGCAUCAAAGGGAGCAGUAUUGAGCUUGACUCGACAAGUUGCCCUUGACUAUGCCGGGUCAAAAAUUCAUGUGAACGCUAUUUGUCCAGGAUAUGUCCAGACUGCAAUUUACAGUGACUUGAGAGCGAUUGGUGCCACUGAAGAAGAUAUGCAGCAGAAGCAUCCUUUCAAUGGACCAGGUAAACCAAGUGACAUUGCUAAGAUGGCAGUAGUCUUAGCAAGCGAUGAUGCCAGCUGGGUGACAGGAGUAUCGUGGCCUGUGGAUGGAGGUUAUACUGCACGCUAG